Scophthalmus maximus (turbot) is the source of this 3072-nucleotide messenger RNA. It is a transcript of the gene dbh, whose product is annotated as dopamine beta-hydroxylase (dopamine beta-monooxygenase). NCBI's taxonomy places the organism in Eukaryota, Metazoa, Chordata, Actinopteri, Pleuronectiformes, Scophthalmidae. Gene Ontology annotation, biological process: octopamine biosynthetic process; norepinephrine biosynthetic process; dopamine catabolic process. The coding region runs from base 655 to 2523 and encodes 622 amino acids. Gene Ontology annotation, molecular function: dopamine beta-monooxygenase activity; copper ion binding. Gene Ontology annotation, cellular component: secretory granule membrane. The record is from RefSeq and is a predicted model, not a curated record. The transcript has 12 exons.
AAAAAAAAAAGACAGAGACGGAGCGAACAAUAAAGUCAGUUGAAACUGAUUGUGAUAAUGUCGAUGGUUGAAUUUGGAUCAAUUAGCGGCUGGCAGAUGUGCAGGAUCAUGGCUGACCCCAGGGCUUAAAGAACACAAUCCAAUUUUCCUCAACAAAUGUAAUACAAUUAGGCCGGAUAAAAACAGACAACUCAGAAGGGAGGAGUCUUUUAAAAACCAGUCGGGGGGAUAAGACAGCAAGACAGAGACGAAGCAGUUAGUCCGAGAAAAGAGACGGUAUCCACAAGGGCUUGGAAACGGAGAAGACUGAAGACUGGACAGUUCCAUGAUCAAAAGAAAGGCAAACUUUUGCGAAAAUGAGGGCCUGAGAGGAUAAAGAAAGAAAAAAAACAAGGGAGGAAAAGAGUAAACAACUUCAGCUGAUCACUACGAGGGAGGAUGCUGAGUCUGCUGCGGCCAAAACGGAGAGCGGACCUGACGAGGUAACAAGACACGAGUGAGUUCGGAGAGUGACCACUUUUUUUACAACAGCACCGGAGAAAAAAGUUUCCUUACAACUUUGGAUUGAGCCCCAUAUCAGCUCUGCGUGACAAAACAAGUACAACAUUUUGUCCACCACCAAACUGACGCGGAUCGAGAUCCGUCAUUGGGGUUAUGAGGGUCUUCAACAGGGACCUUCGCUUUCAAGACAUCACCAUCAUGUACUUCACUGGCCUGGCGGCGUUGAUGGUCAUCUUGGUGGGCUCGUACCAGGCACCGGGCAAUGCCACCAAUGUGUCCAGUUUCAAAUCAAACGCCUCGAGGCCUCUCCCACCACUCCCUAUGCCCUUCCGCGUGCCCCUUGACCCACGCGGGGAGCUCCAGCUCGCCUGGAACAUCAGCUACGCCGACCAGGAGGUCUACAUGGCGUUGAGGGUGGCAGAGCUCAGAUACGGCGUGGUCCUGGGGAUGUCCGACCGCGGGGAGCUGACCAACGCUGACCUGGUGGUGCUGUGGGACUCGGGGACGAAGAGCUAUUUUGGGGAUGCGUGGAGCGACAGCGAGGGUCGCGUUUCAUUGGACAGCCAGCAAGACUACGAGCUGCUCGAAGCCAAACAGAAACCCGAUGGAUUCUUCCUGCUCUUCAAAAGACCGUUCAGCACCUGUGAUCCCAGAGACUACCUCAUUGAGGAGGGAACCGUGCACAUGAUCUACGGCUUCUUGGAUCAACCACUUGCCUCGCUGGAGCAGCUGAACCUGUCCCGGAUCCACACGGGGUUACAGAGAGUCCUCAUGCUGCGCCCCGACACGCCGGCCCCCACCCUGCCUCCAGAUGUGCGGACGCUGGAUGUCGUGUCGCCAAACGUCAUCAUACCAAACCAGGAGACCACUUACUGGUGCUUCAUCCAGAAGCUGCCUGAAAACAUGCCCAAGAACCACAUUGUUAUGUACAAGUCAGUGAUAACUCCAGGUAACGAGGCCAUCGUGCAUCACAUAGAGGUGUUUGAAUGUUCCCCGGAAGUCCCCGAUGUUCCACCGUACAGCGGCUCCUGUGAUGACAAGAUGAAGCCGGGCAAGCUCAACUUCUGCCGCCAUGUGUUAGCUGCGUGGGCCAUGGGUGCUGAGGCCUUUUACUAUCCUCCUGAUGCAGGGCUGCCUAUGGGUGGACCAGGAUCCUCAAGGUUCCUUCGUCUGGAGGUUCAUUACCACAACCCUCUCCUUAUAUCAGGCCGUCAUGACUCAUCAGGGAUACGGCUGCAUUACACCCCCAGCCUGAGGCGGUACGAUGCGGGGAUCAUGGAGCUCGGCCUUAUUUACACCCCUAUCAUGGCCAUCCCGCCCAAACAACGCACCUUCUACCUCAGCGGUUACUGCACCUCCAAGUGUACCAAGACAGCUUUGCCCUCCGGAGGAAUCUAUAUAUUUGCGUCGCAGCUCCACACCCACCUCGCGGGGCGCGGGGUGAGGACAGUUGUCGUGAGGGGAGGCAAAGAGCUGGAGCUGGUACAGGAGGACCAGCACUUCAGUGCACACUACCAAACAAUCCGAGUCCUCAGAAAAAUGGUCAAUGUAUUACCUGGCGACGUGCUCAUAACAAAGUGUACUUACAACACGGAGGACAGGAGCCGGCCCACAGUGGGAGGUUUCGGCAUCAUGGAUGAAAUGUGCGUCGACUACGUCCACUACUACCCUCGGACUCAGCUGGAGCUCUGCAAAAGCCACGUGGACGCGGGAUACCUGCAGAAAUACUUUAAUUUCAUUAACAGGUUCCACGGAAAUGAUCAGUGUGUGUGCGGGGAGGUUAGUGUGACGGAGCAAUAUUCUCAGCUGCAGUGGGAUGCGUUCACCGAAGAAGUGCUCAACUCCCUCUAUAACACGGCCCCCAUCACAAUGCACUGCACCCAGUCGACUGCACGCCCCUUUCCUGGAGAGUGGGACCAGCAGCCCCUACCGGUGGCGACCGCCGUGCUCGGAAAACCGCGGUACCCCUGCGAGGGAGGAGCACCACCGCCCACCGGCCAACCCCUCACCCCCCCAGUGUGAGCUCAGACUGGGACCCCGGUGGCACACCCAGCGAGAGGGCAGCCCGACCCGGAGCAGGUUAAAGAAGCUCCUGUCACUUGGCAGGAUUUACCCUGGUUUUUCUUUUUUGUCUUUGGGGAAUAGUUCAAGUCUUCGAUUGGGUUUACUGAUGCCUGCUGUAAUUAUAUGUAUUAAAAGUCCUAGUUCAUUUUAAAAAGACCCAUUCACAUGUGCUGUUUCAAGGUAUUGGAGAUGUGCAUUGUUUCUGACACUAUAGGAUUCGGGGCUGGCAUGUAACUGACAAAAAUAAGUGUUGGUUUAUGGAAAAAAAGUGUUGUGAACCAUUGUUAUUGGCAUAUUUACCUCUGCUGCAUUUGUUGAAAAAUAAAUUCAUGAGUUAACAUCUACAUACUCUCUUAUGUUCCCCAUGACUCUAAGGAUAAUGACUACAAGCUUUAUUCAGACAUGAACUAUUGUUAUUUGUUGAAUAAUUUUAACCAAAUAAAAUACAUACUGUACAUUAUAUGCCGUACUUUGCUACAUACCACUGUGUCCAAUAAUAAUGAAAAC